Pistacia vera is the source of this 2034-nucleotide messenger RNA. Its product is annotated as probable serine/threonine-protein kinase At1g01540. Lineage: Eukaryota; Viridiplantae; Streptophyta; Magnoliopsida; Sapindales; Anacardiaceae. The transcript is spliced from 7 exons. Bases 267 to 1790 code for a protein of 507 amino acids. Gene Ontology annotation, biological process: protein phosphorylation. The record is from RefSeq and is a predicted model, not a curated record. Gene Ontology annotation, molecular function: ATP binding; protein kinase activity.
GAAACUCCACUACACUACAAUACGCAUACCUGGAUUAGAUAUAGAUGAAAGCAUUUAAGACACGAAAUCGUUCAUGGAGUUUCGCUCAAUUCUAGAAGUCCCAUCAUGCCAGCUGCUCUCUCCCUUCACUCUUCUCUUCUUCCUGCUACACACAGACACAGCUUAGCACUCUUUUUGUCUCACUUUUUCUUUCUCCUCCCUCAUGAAAUAUUUCCUAGUUUCACUUUCACUUAAAUUUUAGUUUUUACAACAACCCAGAACCCAUAAUGUCUGAUUAUUCCUUCUUGAACAAUCAGCUCUCCAAGAGAACCUCCAUUUUCGGCUUACGUCUAUGGGUUGUUCUUGGCAUAUGUGUUGGAGCUGCUAUUGUUCUUGUACUCUUCCUAAUAUCUCUUUGGUUCACUUCAAAACGCAACAACAAUAAUUCUAAACGACACAAUAAAUCAUUCUCUCUUAACAACAGCAACCCAACCAUUCCAAACAUUUGUAAGGAAAUCCAAGAAAUCCGAAUCGACCCUGACCCCAAACCGCCUAACCCUGACCCGUUACCGGAGCCCGACCCAAUUUUGCUCGAAGAAAGCCCUGUCAAUGGCCGCAAUAGAAUUCACGUCGAAAUCGGGAAAGAUCACCGGAUUUCUUAUCCGGAACGUGUAGGCGGGUCGUAUCACGGGUCGGGCCAGGUCCGGUCUGGUGAUCAGGCACCGGCGGUAAUUGCGCCUGAGGUCUCGCAUUUGGGGUGGGGCCAUUGGUAUACUUUGAGAGAGCUUGAGGUGUCCACUAAUUGUUUCGCUGACGAGAACGUGAUUGGUGAAGGUGGCUAUGGAAUUGUUUACCGUGGCGUGUUAGAGGAUAACACCAAGGUUGCUGUAAAAAAUUUGCUUAACAACAGGGGACAGGCUGAGAAGGAGUUUAAGGUUGAAGUGGAAGCAAUUGGACGUGUGCGGCAUAAGAAUUUGGUGAGGCUGCUAGGAUAUUGUGCUGAAGGAGCUCAUAGGAUGCUUGUAUAUGAAUAUGUUGACAAUGGGAACUUAGAACAAUGGCUUCAUGGAGAUGUUGGGCCAUACAGUCCUCUUACAUGGGAGAUUCGGAUGAAUAUAAUACUUGGAACAGCUAAAGGGCUAACGUACCUGCACGAGGGCCUUGAACCAAAAGUUGUUCAUCGUGAUAUUAAGUCCAGCAACAUUUUGCUUGAUAAGCAAUGGAAUCCGAAAGUUUCUGACUUUGGCCUAGCAAAGCUUUUAGGCUCAGAGAGGAGUUAUGUGACAACUCGUGUGAUGGGAACAUUUGGGUAUGUGGCACCAGAAUAUGCUAGCACUGGAAUGUUGAAUGAAAGAAGUGAUGUCUACAGUUUUGGAAUACUUAUUAUGGAAAUAAUUUCCGGGAGAAAUCCAGUGGAUUACAGCCGUCCUCCUGGAGAGGUGAAUCUAGUUGAGUGGCUUAAGACAAUGGUAACAAACCGGAAUGCAGAGGGUGUUUUGGACCCUAGGCUGCAAGAGAAGCCUUCUUCAAGGGCACUGAAGCGUGCACUUUUAGUAGCUUUACGCUGUGUGGAUCCAAAUGCUCAGAAGAGGCCAAAGAUGGGGCAUGUAAUACAUAUGCUCGAAGCUGAUGAGUUUCCCUUCCGAGAUGACUGUAGAGCUGGUAGGGAACAUGGGCGUCCACAGCGAGAUGUUAUGAGGGGUAGAUUGAUGGAGAAAGGUGUAAGUGAAUCAGGUGACAGUAGUGGGUAUGAAAGUAGUGUCCAAACCAAUAAGCCAUUGUGGAGAAAGCAAGAACCUGAAGAGCAGUAGCCAGUAGCCUUGCUACAUCCUAUGUAAGGUGAAUUGACACACAUUUGUUUGCCUUGUUCUCCAUAUUUACUCAUUUCACCCGUAUAUGUAAUUCAUAUCAUUAUCAGCUUGCGCUAUUUGUAGAUUUUGUAGCAUUCUCUGUCUUAACCUGUAUACCACAGACUUUGUAUUUGAUGCCUAAGUACUCUUUCUUGAUAAAUUGAUCAUCCGACUACCAUAGAGGAUGUGGUAUUACUGAAUUCCA